AGAAACAAAACAGUGAUCCAAAAAUCCAAACACAAAAUCCAAAACAAACCUUUUUUCACUUUUGCUUUUUUCCCCAGAUUUCCUGUCUUCCUUUGUUUUCUUUCCAUGAUCGGUAAAACAAAUGGGUCGGGUCGCCGGAUUCUUACUUUUCCGGCGGUUCAUCCAUGCGUGAAUGUUUCUCUCUCUACCGUAAUCGCUUCCCUCAUAGCCCUCUCUCGCUCCAUCUCGAGUUUCCAAUGGAGAACCUUCCCUUGCAACAAGCGAAACGCGAGGAACGCCAUUCGUUUGGUUCAUCUUCUCCAACCUUUCAUCGACGAGAUCCGGGAAAACCAAUCGGGACUUCCGGAUUCGGCUACGCUUUCGUUUUCCGAGCUCCACUUGACCUUCCAGAAGCUUCUUUUCCUAUUGGAAGAUGCUACACGUGAAGGUGCAAGGUUGACGAUGUUGAUGGAGUCGGAUCGAGUCGCCACACAGUUUGUGGUUUUGUCAAGAUCAAUUGCCACGGCUUUGGAUGUUUUCCCUUUUAAUUCUGUCCAUGUGUCCGAGGAAGUUAGAGACCAGGUUGUGUUGUUGAUGAGGCAAGCGAGGAAUGCAGUGUUUGAAGUUGAGGUUGACGAUAAAAAGGCUUUGACUUGUGUUAGGUCGGUUUUGACCAGGUUUGAGAACCGGGUUGAACCGAAUGAGGGUGAUCUAAGGUUGGUUCUUGAUUAUAUUGGGGUUAGGAAGUGGAGUGAGUGUAACAAAGAGGUGAAGUUUCUUGCUGCUGAAAUUGGGUUUCAGAGUAACAGUGAGGAGAAGUCAAAGGUUGGAUUUUUAUGUAGCUUGAUGGGGUUCAUGUGCUAUUGUAGGUGCUUGGUGAUGGAAGUUGUUGAUGGUGAAGGUGGUAACAGCAACCCAAAACCUGAAGCCGGAAGAAAAAUCAGUGUUGAAGAUGAGAAAAUUCUGAGUGGGCUCAACCCUGAUGAUUUUAGAUGUCCAAUCUCUCUAGAGCUGAUGAGUGAUCCAGUGACUAUAGAAACAGGUCACACUUAUGAUCGUUCCUCAAUUCUCAAAUGGUUCAGGAGUGGGAAUGCAAUAUGUCCCAAGACAGGUAAGAGACUUAUAAGCACGGAAUUGGUCCCAAAUUUGGUGCUUAAGAGGCUGAUUCAGCAGCAUUGCUAUGUUAAUGGCAUUCCUUUUAUUACCGAUUUGGGUAAAAGGAAGAGUGGCGACAUCACUAGGACAUUGCAUCCAGGGAGUUUUGCUGCAGAGGGUGCCAUGAAGAUGCUUGCUAGUUCUCUCAGUGCCAGGCUUGAGAAUGGAACAGCCAUUGAAGAAAAGAACCGAGCCGCGUUUGAGAUGAGGCUUCUUUCCAAAACAAGCAUUUUUAAUAGGUCUUGUUUGGUGGAAGCCGGUUCGGUUUCUCAUUUGUUGAAGAUGUUGUCACUUAGGGAUUCGUCAGCGCAAGAGAAUGCCAUUGCAGCACUUCUGAACCUCUCAAAGUACCCCAAGAGUAGAGCUCUAAUGGCUGAGAGUUUGGGGUUAGCACUCAUUGUUCGGGUCCUGAAGAACGGGCUAAAGAUUGAAGCUCGCCAGCACGCUGCCGCGGUGUUGUUCUACCUUGCAUCAGAUGCUGAGUAUAGGAAACUGAUAGGAGAGGAACCAGACGCAAUUCCUUCAUUGGUGAGGCUGAUCAAAGAUGGUUCGGAUCGCACCAAAAAGAAUGGCUUGGUUGCAAUGUAUGGCAUCCUCAUGAACCAACAUGAGAACCAUAAGAGGGUACUUGCUGCAGGGGGAAUCCCUUUGCUUAUUGACAUAUUAAGAACAUGUGAGAAAGAAGAUCUUCUCACAGAUUCACUAGCGAUUCUGGCAACUCUCGCAGAGAAGAAUGAUGGAGCAAUGGCGAUUCUUCAAUGGGGAGUUCUGCAUAUAGCUGUUCAGAUUCUUAGUUCUUCCACUUCAAGGAUGGGGAAGGAGCACUGUGUGACUCUGCUGCUUUCUCUAUCAAUGCAUGGAGGAGUGGAUGUGGUUGCUGAUUUGGUAAAGAGCACUUCGCUUAUGGGGUCCUUAUAUUCCCAACUCAGUGAAGGCACAUCUAGAGCAAGCAAGAAGGCCAGUGCCCUCAUCAAGGUCCUCCAUGAUUUUUCUGAAAGGAGGUCCUCUGGCUUCAAGCCUUCAGUUAUUCCACAAGAACAAUUUGUUCACGUGUGGUAAAACCCAGUAUUUUUUACUCACCUGGGUAUUCUUUUAUUUCUUUAAGUAUCAAUUGUAGAUACUGUUGUAAAGUAAAUGUGUUGUAAACUUGUAACAUUUCUUGGUCUUUCCACUCAUGAAUAUAUUAGCUCACAUUUUAAAGAGCUAAUAAAUUUGUCAGCUUCUGUUUUUUAAUGAAGCUGGCUAUUCAUUUGUAAGUAUGAAAGAAAAAAGUUUGUA
Arachis duranensis is the source of this 2412-nucleotide messenger RNA. RefSeq names its product U-box domain-containing protein 19-like. Gene Ontology annotation, cellular component: cytoplasm; nucleus. The coding region runs from base 106 to 2193 and encodes 695 amino acids. NCBI's taxonomy places the organism in Eukaryota, Viridiplantae, Streptophyta, Magnoliopsida, Fabales, Fabaceae. The transcript has a single exon. The record is from RefSeq and is a predicted model, not a curated record. Gene Ontology annotation, biological process: protein ubiquitination. Gene Ontology annotation, molecular function: ubiquitin-protein transferase activity; protein binding.